Messenger RNA from Trichogramma pretiosum, 2089 nucleotides. RefSeq names its product inhibitor of growth protein 5 (gene Ing5). The record is from RefSeq and is a predicted model, not a curated record. Gene Ontology annotation, cellular component: nucleus. Lineage: Eukaryota; Metazoa; Arthropoda; Insecta; Hymenoptera; Trichogrammatidae. The coding region runs from base 739 to 1503 and encodes 254 amino acids. Gene Ontology annotation, biological process: regulation of DNA-templated transcription. The transcript is spliced from 4 exons.
CCGUGUGUCGUGCGUCAUGCGUAUUAUCCGCUGCUCCGGUCGGUGUUAGAGUGCAUCGCAGCUUCCCGGAAAAGCGACCUACUUAUCAAUUUCCACCCAAAAACGCGGCGAGCUCCAAAAGGAAACACGCAGACGGACGAGCGUCGAGUCGGAGUCGAGUCGAGUCGUGAUCAUGCGUUAUGGAGUUGCGCCGCCUGAUCCUUGCAAAUUUCUUCAUCGGAAUUAUCAUGCCCAUCGGGAGCAGCUUCGGUGCAGUCCGAUAAAAGUUUCCCGAGUGUCGUUUUUUCCUCGUGCGUCGGUGUCGCAACAAUAAACGCGCGAGUGAUUAUAAUAGACGCCGUUGUGUGUAUUUAUAAGCGGCACCGGCUUCGGAGUUAUUAUCACACACUGCACGCGCAUCGUGGGCUGCUGCCGCUAUUGCUACUUACUGCCCGAUCAAAGUGAGAUGCCAUCGUCGGUUCAGCAACCUGCAUCGUCGUCGAUAGUUGUUUACUUCGCUGCCAAACUUCGUUGUUUCUAUUGAUAUUUUGUUAUUUUUUGUGAUUUCGCUUUCUGCGUGUGUGGCUCAUUUCUGCGCACACGACUGUGUGUGUGUGUGUGUGUGUGUGUGUGUAUAUAUGUACGCGCGCGUGUUGGUGCUAAAAAAGUCGCCGGGAUAACAUCUAUAUAUAGAGAGAGAGUGAAGAGAACAAUUGAGAUUUUCACGUGACUCGUGAGUCGGGUCGACGAUCUGCCAUCAUGACGACGGCCUUCUAUCUGGAGCAUUAUCUUGACAGUUUGGAGCAUCUUCCAACCGAACUCAGAAGAAAUUUUAAUUUGAUGAGAGAUCUAGAUACUAGGGCUCAAUCGAUCAUGAAAGAUAUCGAUAAAUAUGCCGAUGAAUAUCUAAGAUAUGUAAAAAAUGAAGACGAAGAAAAACGUAUGGCUCACUUGGAACGGAUAGAAAAUUUAUAUAGCAAAGUCAAAGAAUAUGGCGAUGAUAAAGUACAACUGGCCAUACAAACUUAUGAGUUAGUUGAUAAACACAUCAGAAGGUUAGAUUCUGAUUUAAUGAGAUUUGAAGCAGAAAUACAAGAUAAAGCUAUCAAUAGUAAUAGAGCGCAAGAAGAAAGUGGAGCAAGUAAAAAGGGUAGAAAGAAGUUAAAAGAAAAAGAGAAAAGAAAGAAAGGUACAGCAAGCAGUGAAGAUGAAUCAAAAAGUGGAAGAAAGAAGAAGAAAACAGGAGGAGCUGUUGCAUCAACAGCUAUUGCUAGUACUGUCAAUAGUGCUUCGAAAGUAGAAUUGGGUGCAAUCAAUAAUCCAGCUGAUGUUUUGGAUAUGCCAGUUGAUCCCAAUGAGCCUACUUACUGCAUUUGCAAUCAAGUUUCAUUUGGAGAAAUGAUUGGUUGUGAUAAUCCUGAUUGUGGGAUUGAAUGGUUUCAUUUUGGUUGCGUGGGCCUUACAGUUAAACCAAAAGGAAAAUGGUACUGUCCAAAAUGCAGUCAAGAUAGAAAGAAAAAGUAAAGUUUAAGCAAUACACUGAAUCCUUAUGGUAAAGAUUCAGACCGUCCUAUAAAUUAACAGCUGUUCACACGAUGUGAUAGGACUGUUAUCAACUCGUUUGUUUAAUUCAAAUUAUAACUGAUAAGAAUGUGAAAAUCAGAAGAAAUUCUUAUUAAUGAGUUCUUAGAAACUGUCUAGAAUAUCUUGAAACUGAUAAUUCCUUUUUUACAUUUGUGAUAAUUACAAAGCCUAUUAAAAUAUUAGUUUCAAGAUAUUUUAAAUAAAACAAACGUUUUCAAAUUAGGGUGUCUAUAAUGAUAAAUUAUCAUUUUAAUUUGUAAAUUGUGUUUAUAUUUCUGUCCCAUGAAGUUGAUUUGUAUAUUAUAGUUAUAAAAUGUUUAUGUGGACAGAGAGACAAAUUUUGUACAUUUCUUAUAGAAAAUGGUUUCAAUUAAAGGCAUUAGAUACAUUUUUUUACAUGAAAUUUAAAAGACUAGAUAUGAAUGAUUUAUACUGUUAAUACACGUAUGUAAAUUAUCUAAGUGCAUUACAAUUGUUUACUUUAUUAUUUUAAUACUCUUUAUUACAAUAAAAAUAUUAAAUAUUA